Messenger RNA from Silurus meridionalis, 2100 nucleotides. RefSeq names its product 7-dehydrocholesterol reductase (gene dhcr7). NCBI's taxonomy places the organism in Eukaryota, Metazoa, Chordata, Actinopteri, Siluriformes, Siluridae. Gene Ontology annotation, biological process: brassinosteroid biosynthetic process; cholesterol biosynthetic process. Bases 122 to 1558 code for a protein of 478 amino acids. The record is from RefSeq and is a predicted model, not a curated record. Gene Ontology annotation, molecular function: 7-dehydrocholesterol reductase activity. The transcript is spliced from 8 exons. Gene Ontology annotation, cellular component: endoplasmic reticulum membrane.
AUUCCUGAUUGGGCAAAAUACAUCCACAAGAUGUGGGCGGAGUCCGGAUUCUGAACAUGUCCCAUCCCAUUUUUUAGCGAUUGUAAUAACAUCUGGGCAGAUUAUCGUUUAUUAAAGAUCCAUGGGUACGUCAGAGGGUGUCAGAAAGCGCCACAAGGCUCGAGGCAGUGGCAGCAAUGUGGGGCAGAAAGGGAAGAAAGCAGAGAUGGGCCAAUGGGGCAGAGCAUGGGAGGUGGACUGGUUCUCAUUGAUUGGAGUGAUUCUGCUGCUGUGCCUGGCCCCAUUCAUUGUUUUCUUCUUCAUCAUGACAUGUGAUCAGUACCAGUGCUCCAUCAGCAUGGUUCUGCUGGACAUUUACAAUGGCGAUGCCAGUCCACUGAGCAUCUUGAAGAAAGCGCCUUCGUUUACAUGGACCGCUGCCAAAAUCUAUGCAGCCUGGGUCACUUUCCAGGUGGUGCUGUAUACCUGCAUUCCUGAUGUUAUUCAUAAAUUCCUGCCAGGCUACGUAGGAGGGGUGCAGGAAGGAGCUCGUACACCAGCAGGCCUGAUUAAUAAAUAUCAGAUCAAUGGGCUGCAGUGCUGGAUUAUAACACACGCUUUAUGGGCAGCCAAUGCUUAUCAUUUCCACUGGUUCUCUCCCACUAUCCUUAUUGACAACUGGAUCCCCCUGCUGUGGUGCACCAACAUCCUCGGCUACACCGUUUCAGUGUUUGCUUUCAUCAAGGCCUACUUGUUCCCCACCAACCCAGAGGAUUGCAAAUUCACAGGAAACUUUUUUUACAACUUCAUGAUGGGCAUUGAGUUUAAUCCACGCAUUGGAAAAUGGUUCGACUUCAAGCUCUUCUUCAACGGCCGGCCCGGGAUUGUUGCCUGGACUUUAAUCAAUUUGUCCUAUGCUGCCAAGCAACACGAGCUCUAUGGUUAUGUAACCAACUCAAUGAUACUGGUCAAUGUGCUGCAGGCCAUUUACGUGUUAGAUUUCUUCUGGAAUGAAGCCUGGUAUUUAAAAACGAUUGAUAUUUGCCACGAUCACUUUGGUUGGUACUUGGGCUGGGGCGACUGUGUCUGGCUGCCUUUCCUUUACACACUACAGGGCCUGUACCUGGUCUAUAAUCCUGUCCAGCUUUCCACAGCUUAUGCUUGCACUGUCCUCGCCCUCGGUCUAGUUGGCUACUACAUCUUUCGUUCAGCCAACCAUCAGAAGGACUUGUUUCGGCGCACGCAGGGUAAAUGCAAAAUCUGGGGCAGUAAGCCGACUUUCAUUGAGUGCUCGUAUCGUUCAGCUAAUGGCGGCAUUCAUAAGAGCAAGCUGCUCACAUCAGGCUUCUGGGGCACCGCGCGUCACCUUAACUACACUGGUGACCUGCUGGGCUCUUUGGCCUACUGCAUGGCAUGCAGCAACGGGCACCUGCUGCCCUACUUCUACAUUGUCUACAUGUUCAUCCUGCUGCUGCACCGCUGUAUCCGUGAUGAGCAUCGCUGCAGCAGCAAGUACGGUGAGGACUGGAAACGCUACACGGCCACAGUGCCUUACCGCCUACUGCCUGGAAUCUUCUAGAAGAACAAAAAGUUCUCUGAAAUGAGUGGACUUUGCUGAAUUGUGUAUGGGAAUGCUUCUUCUUGUGUUCAUUUUGAAAUUUCCCUCUGUAGCCAUCAGAAUAACUUCUCUUGACUGGAUUUAGUACAGGUUGACCUCUACCUCAUUUUGUGUUAUUUGGUUUUACCUGCUUUCUAAUGUUCAUGCAGAAAACUGUGAUAUAAAUUGGCUCAUAUUUGCCAUUUUUUAUGACUAAUUUGUAAAGGUUUUGUGGUUAUACAGUAUGUAUGUAUAUGUGGUUCUUUACAUAUAAUUCAGUAUAAAUGGUAGGCAAUUUUAUGCAUUUUAAAAGGCACUUACAUGUUUUAUACGAAGGAUUUUUGUACGAAUUCUUAAAUAUCCCCUAAAAGGAGUCAAAACUACCCGAUCCUACUAGAGCUACUAGAGAGGUUUGUUAUAUAACGCACUUCCAGCAGGAACAAUUUUAAAAUGCACAGAUUAAGAUUAUGUCAAGGCCAGACACUAUCCUCUAUUCCAAAUAAAGAUUCAACUGUUUUGAAGGU